Molecule: messenger RNA, 764 nt
Organism: Drosophila virilis
Lineage: Eukaryota; Metazoa; Arthropoda; Insecta; Diptera; Drosophilidae
Source: RefSeq, a predicted model, not a curated record
UACAUUAAUUAUUAUUGUACAUCAAUUAAAAAACAAUUAGCUGGCACGGCCUAAUGACGUGCUGUAGACAAAUUUGUGUCAGAAAAACAUUUCUACCAGCACUAGAACUAUUAAACAUGGACAAAAUGGAACUGCUGCGGAUCUGGUGCUGUCUCGUGAUCAUCUUUGUGCUCAGCAGUGCACUGGCUGAAUAUCUGGUGCGCGUGGAUCAGUUUAAUUUUGAGGUCGAGGAUCGGGAAUUGAUUGUAUCGCAGAGCACCAGCAUUGAACAGGAUGGAAAUCGUAGCUAUCUCUCCGGGCAUUUGAUCGUGGGUAAGCCCAUCAAUGAGAUUUCGAUGCUCGCUUCGAUGGACAUUUCGCGCCCAAGUUUGCCGCGAGUGCGCCUCUUCGCUACGAAAAUGGAUCUGUGCUCAUUUUUCAAUAACGACUAUAAAAGCAAAUUUGUGCAACAGUUUUAUAACAGAUACGUCAACUUUAUUAAUGUUCGACCACGUUGUCCGCUUCAAGCGAACGUCAACUAUUCACUGCAGCGCAGCUACAUAGAUGAGCGAAUUCUGCCCGAAUUACUGCCAGAGUGCAGUUAUUUUCUGAAGCUGGAAUUUCGGAAUAAGACCAAACACUUGGCCCAGGUCCUUAUUUCGGGCCAUAUAACUCCCGUUGCAAGCAAAGUGCCAACUCCAAAGUUUCGUGUAAAAUUUUAACACCAGUUUUAAAGCCUUAAAGAAAAGAAGUAAAAUAUAUACACGCUUUUUGGUGGCAAACAA